CUAUAUAUCCUGGGGAGCAAAUGGGACUUGUCCGAUGACAGCGAGAAGGAAGAGCGCAUUCUCGAUCUCGAAUCUCAGGCAUGAGUCAGACUGUCAUGGAAGUCGCGAUUGCCAUAAUGACCAAGAUCGACAACUUGCCUGUCGUGUCCACCGAGUGUUGCAUCUAUCGAGUGCCUGAGAAGCUCCGCAGAGCAAACGAAGAGGCCUACACACCUCAAGUCGUCUCCAUCGGGCCGUUCCACCGUGAUAAGCCCGUGCUUCAGCUGAGGGAGGAGAUCAAACUGAGGUACUUGAAAGGCUUCCUCAGCCAAAUCGAGGAUGACCUCCUGGCUUGUACCAGAAUGAUCAAACGAUCGGAAGACCGAAUUCGGCAAUGCUACCAAGAAAGUCUCAACCAAAGCAGAGAGGAGUUCGUUGAAAUGAUCUUAGUGGAUGCAGUUUUUGUAGUUGAGCUUUUCAUAAGGAACCAUUACCCCGAGCACAGAGAUGAGAACGACGAGAUAUUCAGCAAGCAGUGGAUGAGCAAUGCCGUGUUCCACGACGUCCUGCUGCUGGAAAACCAAGUCCCGUUCUUUGUCCUCGAGACUCUCUAUAGCCUCACCGCAUUGAAGACCACUAUCACAUUCUUCAAGCUCAGUUAUGAGUACUUCAAAGAUGUCUUGUACGGGCAUGAGCUUGCAGGCACGAGAACCCAGGUGAGGCACCUAGUGGACUACGUGCGAGUCCUGCAACUGCCCUCAUUCCCGCGGGGCGAGUCGUCCAAACAGGCCAAGAAAUUCGAGCUGACUCGGAGCGCAAAGGAGCUGCAAGAGGCCGGCGUCAAGUUCAGACAGGCUGAGGGAACCUCCUCCGUGCUUGAUGUUGUCUUCAGGGAUGGGACCCUCGAGAUGCCACACCUGAUUGUGCACGAGUGGACCGAGGUGUACUUCAGGAACAUGAUCGCAUACGAGCAGUGCCACCACGACUACAAGUACAUCAGCAGCUAUGCCGUCCUCAUGGACAGCCUCAUCCACACGCCCAAAGACAUCGACAUUCUAACCUACUGUGGGAUUUUGGAAAAUCAGCUUAAGAGCACAGACGACGUGGCUAGUCUCUUCAACAGCUUGUACAAGGAGACCAUGAGGGAAUCCAGCCAGUUCUUGUACUCCAGCCAGUGCGAGAGUUUGAACGCGUACAGCAGGACCUGGUGGCACCGGUGGAUGGCCACCCUCAACCGGGACUACUUCAGCAAGCCUUGGUUCAGGUUCUCCGCCGUCACUGGGGGGGUGCUGCUCGUUCUCACCACAGCACAAACCGCGUGUUCAUUGAUUGAUGCUUAUGCGGGCGACGCAGGGAGAUUGUUCCGUUGGCACAAGUAAUGCACGUCCGAAUAAACUUUUCACCAACUA
Rhodamnia argentea is the source of this 1388-nucleotide messenger RNA. Its product is annotated as UPF0481 protein At3g47200-like. The transcript has 2 exons. The record is from RefSeq and is a predicted model, not a curated record. The coding region runs from base 81 to 1358 and encodes 425 amino acids. Lineage: Eukaryota; Viridiplantae; Streptophyta; Magnoliopsida; Myrtales; Myrtaceae.